Messenger RNA from Carassius gibelio (silver crucian carp), 2088 nucleotides. RefSeq names its product phospholipid scramblase 2-like. Lineage: Eukaryota; Metazoa; Chordata; Actinopteri; Cypriniformes; Cyprinidae. Gene Ontology annotation, molecular function: phospholipid scramblase activity. The record is from RefSeq and is a predicted model, not a curated record. The transcript is spliced from 13 exons. Gene Ontology annotation, cellular component: plasma membrane. Gene Ontology annotation, biological process: plasma membrane phospholipid scrambling. The coding region runs from base 202 to 2019 and encodes 605 amino acids.
GAUUGUAAAGAUGGAUAUCUAUGAUCUGAAAUCCAUCCACUGAUUCAGACUGCAAGCAAAUUGAUACCAGAGUGACUCUGUUUUAUUGAAUAUUGCCUUAAACCAGACUGUCCACCAAAACCAACAGAAAACCAAUAUCAAAAUCUCAUACCUCAAUCAGAAGGUCCUGCACCGGCUCCUCUAGCCAAAGAACUUCAAUCGAUGAAUCAACCACCUCCAGUUCAGCCAGUCAUGAAUCAGUCUGAUCCAAGUAAACCUGCACCUGCCCAGGUUCAGUCUUAUGAAGGUUGUCCACCCCAAAAUGAGCUUCCAAAUCCCAUGCCUCAGUCAGAAGGUCCUGCAACGGCUCCUCCAGCCCCAGGACCCCAGACAAAUGAUCAACCGCCUCCAGUUCAGCCAGGUUUGACUCAGUCUGAACCAGUCUAUGAAACUGUUCUCCAGGUUCCUGAAGAGCAUACAUGCAUGUGUCCUGAUCCAGCUUCUCCUCCUGCUGCUCCAGUUCAGCCCGUCAUAAAUAUGUCUGCUCCAGUUAAUGCAGUGCCACAACUGAUUCAGACAUAUAAAGACUAUCCAGUCCAAAUCUACCCUCCAAAUGCCAUACCUCAGACAGCAGGACCUGGACAGGUUCCUCCAGCUGCAGGCCUCCAGCCACAGAAUCAAACACUUCCAGUUCAGACAGUCAUGAAUCAAUCUGCUCUGAGUAAUCCAGCACCUCACCAGGUUCCAUCAUGUACAGUAGGCCAUCCUGUCCAAAUCUACCCUCCAAAUGCCAUACCUCAGACAGCAGGACCUGGACAGGUUCCUCCAGCUGCAGGCCUCCAGCCACAGAAUCAAACACUUCCAGUUCAGACAGUCAUGAAUCCAUCUGCUCUGAGUAAUCCAGCACCUCACCAGGUUCCGUCAUAUACAGUAGGCCAUCCUGUCCAAAUCUACCCUCCAAAUGCUAUACCUCAGACAGCAGGACCUGGACAGGUUCCUCCAGCUGCAGGCCUCCAGCCACAGAAUCAAACACUUCCAGUUCAGACAGUCAUGAAUCCAUCUCCAAAUCCAAUGCCUCAGCCCGGACAGCACCCUUAUCCCGUGGGAGGUUAUGUGACACAGGUUCCUCCACUUGCAGGGCACCCACAGGGCAAUCAUCCACCUCCAGUUCAGACGGUCGUGAAUCCAUCUAGUCCAGGUCAUCCCGUCCAAAACAACCUUCCAAAUCUCAUGCCUCAAUCAGAAGGUGGAACCAUGGAACUUCAGUCAGUGGGUUCUCCAGUCCAGCCAGUCUUGAAUCAGUCCGGUCCGAGUAAUCCUGCACCUGACCAGGUUCAGCCAUAUGCAGCACCUGCAGUUCCUCCACUACUUCUACUUUAUGGAGCACCCCCCGGGCUCGAAUACCUCGCUCAGAUUGACCAGAUACUCGUUCACCAAAAAAUGGAGUGUAUUGAGAUGAUUACUGGCUUUGAGACUAACAACAAGUAUGAGAUCAAGAACAGCAUCGGACAAAAGAUCUACCUCGCCAAAGAAAAGAGUAACUGCUUCGUGCGUAAUUUCUUUGGUCCAGCACGCGGGUUUAUAAUGAAAAUUACAGACCACAUGGACCAAGAGGUCAUUCAUCUGGAAAGACCAAUGCGCUGCUGCACGCAAGAGAUUGAAGUACAGUCUCCCCCUGGGAUAACCAUAGGCUACGUGAAACAGGAGUGGUCCUGCUGUUAUCCUACAUUUUCCAUCCUGGGGCCCAACAAUGACGUACUACUGAAGAUCCGGGGACCCUUCCUUCCGUUCAAAUGCUGUGGUGACAUCAAUUUCGAGGUAAAAGGCUUGAAUAGUGGACAGUCCAUUGGUCGAAUCACAAAACAACGGAGUGGUUUCAUUAAGAAGUGCAUCAGUGAUUCCACCAACUAUUGUAUCCAGUUCCCUAUGGACAUGGAUGUUAAAAUGAAGGCUGUAUUUUUAGGUGCUUGCUUCCUUAUUGACAUCAUGUUCUUUGAAAAAGGUGGAAAUUUAUUUCUAAAAUUAUUAAAGGGGUUUUAAAAUCCCUUCCUUUUUUAAAAAAGUAUUUUUUUAUAAUGGGUCUGAAUUUAAUAAUAUCCCAACAUUUUC